AUGAUCAUUCCCGUUCGCUGUUUCUCCUGUGGCAAGGUCAUCGGUAACAAGUGGGAUAACUACCUGUCACUUCUCCAGUCAGAAUACACCGAGGGUGAGGCAUUGGAUGCUCUUGGCUUGAAGCGUUACUGCUGCAGACGUAUGGUUCUCACUCACGUAGAUCUGAUUGAGAAGCUCCUCCACUAU
Phycomyces blakesleeanus NRRL 1555(-) is the source of this 186-nucleotide messenger RNA. RefSeq lists its product as hypothetical. Gene Ontology annotation, molecular function: DNA-directed RNA polymerase activity; zinc ion binding; DNA binding. Gene Ontology annotation, cellular component: RNA polymerase I complex; RNA polymerase III complex; RNA polymerase II, core complex. The transcript is spliced from 2 exons. The annotation marks the transcript as partial. The record is from RefSeq and is a predicted model, not a curated record. NCBI's taxonomy places the organism in Eukaryota, Fungi, Mucoromycota, Mucoromycetes, Mucorales, Phycomycetaceae. Gene Ontology annotation, biological process: transcription by RNA polymerase I; tRNA transcription by RNA polymerase III; transcription by RNA polymerase II.